GUAUCUUACAUGCAACGGCUCUUGGUGGAACAACCGGCGCUCGAGCUCGUGUCCUGCGCCGACUGCGAUCAGUGCCCGGGGCCCCCGCGCGCCGUCUCGAGACUCGAGCCCCGGCGGCCGGCAGCUGUCUGGCGUGGGCGCCCGCGCCGCCGGUCGCGCUCUCGACGGCGUAUCUGCGUCGCCGACGAGGUCUGCGUGCGCACGGACAGCAGCUGCACGCGUACGUCGCUUCGUCGAGGCAUUGGCCCUCGACCAGAAGAUCGUCCAGCCGUUCCGCGAGGCGUCCACGCUGUCCGCACCGUCGGAAGCACGAAGCUCGUUGUCGGCUUUGUACGGGGAGAACGGCGCGGCCGCGGCGACAGCCGUCGAAGCAGUAGACGAUGCCGUCCUAUCGGGGAGAGCUCCGACUACCAAACAAGCACGCCAUAGCCGCGUCGCAUCAGGCCGCGGAUUCUAACGCAGCGCUUCCUCGGCGCGGGCGCGGUGCUGUUCGCGGCGAGGCGUGGCGCGGCGACGACGUCGCGUCCGCCCUUGCUCGUGGCCACGGCCUGCUUGGUUCCGGCUGCGGCGGCAUCGACGGCGGCGUUGACGCGGACUUGGUGAGGAAACGCUGCUCCGUGGGCCGUGUGUCGCGCGCGUCGCGCCCGGCAGCCGGGUCCGGCUUCGUGCGGCGGCCGCGUCGACGACGUCGUGCUUGGCUCGGCUCUCAGCUCAGAGGCAGGAGGAGCAGUCCUCAAAUCGAUGCUCUCCAACGCGCACUGGUCGCGUACGUGUCUUGUGGCGUGUCACAAGCUUUUGGGCAGCCCUUUCGGGCGGCUUGAUCGCGCAGACGGCGUCGCGAACCGGCCAAACAAAAAGCGG
This is a messenger RNA of Pelagomonas calceolata, 861 nucleotides long. Lineage: Eukaryota; Pelagophyceae; Pelagomonadales; Pelagomonadaceae. The record is from the annotation of a GenBank genome assembly.